AUGCUGCGCACGCGAGCUGCGGCCAAUUCGAAGCAUGCCCUUCAAUAUGUCCAACAGGCGGCAGAAAGGAUACAGUUACCCUGGCUGUGUCCCGCCCUCGCUGAGCCAUACACUGCCCGAUACCAGCGCAGAUCAAUAACCACACGUCCAACGGUAUCGCGCUCAAAGACCUUGCCUGCACCCAUCACCCAAUCCAGACAUCUUGCCUCCCCAGCGUCCGCGCACGAGAACUUCGACCGCAGCGAUGAUUAUAUCCCUUUUACCUACGGCAACCGAGAAUAUCCCAUAGCCCAGAAUCCGCACCGAUCCUCCACAAGUGACCUUUCUCCUUUUGACCUGUCAGAGAUAUUGAUGCUCGAUGCUGGGGAGCUUGUCGAAGACCACCUCGAGACUCAGGCAGGCAACAAAAAGCUGAGGAAUAUCGAUGAAAUCGAAGCCACGCUAGACGCUUGUCUGCAAGUACACCGAUGGGAUCGGGCAUUCACACUCCUGUCACAGCUGAGCCUGUUUUGUCAAAACAAUCCCUCUCGGCUGCGAAACUCAUUCAACCGCGUCCUUGCGACCAUGGUCGAGGAUCUCAUAUGGAAUCGAAACGUUGAUCAUGAAACACGGAUAAACAAAUGGAUUGAGGUGCACAUGAGAAAAGCGAAUCUGGAACCAGACGCUCAUACAUUUGCGUUAAAAUUAAAGGCGGCUUUGGAGACCUCGAUCGGCUCGAAAAGGGAUCGGACAGUGCGUCGCUACUGGGAUAUGACCAAACGAUACCAGUUGGAGAGUAAAGUUCUGAGUAUGCGGGAUGUCCUAGAUGAUAGAGAUCUGGGCAAACUCUCUGAAAUCUGCACAAUCGAAGUCAUGGCCCGUCAACCAGGGCGUUUCGACGAUACCCUGCAGCUGGAUUCAGUGCAGCCCGCAUCCAUAGGGAAAGCGCAGGUCCACGUUCGAGAAACAGAACAGAAAGGGUUGGGGUUGUCCUCACUUAGACGCUCGCUGUCUCUGUUCUCGGAGCAGACGGAAAACAUUGUUGAGGCAAGGUCAGAGGAAGAUUCUGCUACACAAAGGCAACGACGGUUGGAGAGAGACGCAAUACAAUCCGCUCUUGACCGGUGGAAGGCCGAAUUCAAGAAAAGAGCUAGCAUAGGCAUUCUGCCGACGGAUCUCGCUCAUGGCGAAAUUGGAGCUUUGCUCUGGCAAUGGCAUGAGAUAAUGGCCGAAAAGAUCAAGCAAGAGAUCAAACAAGCCAGGGAAGAAGAGCAUGGACUGACUGGUCCAAAGUCAGCACAACAGAAACUCCGAGCCGAAUGUUCACCAUUUCUUGAGCUGCUGCCUCCGGAGCAUGUAGCGGCUGUCACCUCCAUUGCCCUGAUGCAGAUCAUGAGCAAGGUCGGCGCAUCGAAAUCGGUCAAGCUAGUCCGGCUGGUCACUUCACUCGGAGAGACACUCGAAAAUGAAUACAACGCGACGAAAAUCAAUCGCGAGUUGAAUGCCGCGCGCAAUGCGAAGAGACGAGGAAUCAUUGAAUCCCUGUUCGAGCAUGGAGUCAAGCUAUCCUCGCAAAUGCACAGACACUCACCUCACCACUCUGCUAGAGCCUUCACAUACAAUAAAGAGUGGACCAAAGCAAUACAUGCGAAGGUCGGGGCUCUUCUUUGUGAACUUAUGUUCGAGACGGCCAAGAUCACCAUUACAAGAAAGGACCCAGCUACCGGAGCUGCGCUUUCAAUGCCUCAACCCGUCUUUCUGCAUUCCAGUGCCUUUCAGAAUGGCCGAAGGGUGGGGACAGUUUCCUUGCAUGAAGAUUUUGUCAGGCUUCUUGCUAGUGAGCCUGCAGAACAUCUGAUUGCCAAGCAGUUGCCCAUGGUGUGCCCGCCCAAACCUUGGAAAGGCUUCUACGAAGGGGGGUUUCUGGAGUCCAAGCAACCAUUUCUCCGAGUCAAACAGAACGAAACGGCGCAAAAAGACUACGGCAUCGCUGCUGCAAGCCGGGGUGAUCUAGACCAACUUUUCGCUGGCGUUGACGUCCUUGGCAAGACCGGCUGGCGGAUUAACAAGGAUGUGUUCUCUGUCAUGCUCGAGGCCUGGAAUAGUGGCGAGGAGGUCGCCAACCUCCCGCCUCUAAACAAAGUCUUUCCUGAAAUCGAACGGCCUGGGGAGAACGCCACGCAUAAGGAGCGUUGGGAGUGGUUCUCCAAGAUGCGCAAAAUCGACAACGAGAGAACAGGCAUCCAUUCAAAUCGGUGUUUUCAAAAUUUUCAAAUGGAGAUUGCAAAAGCCUACCUCAACGAGACGUUCUACCUUCCACACAACAUUGACUUUCGUGGGCGGGCCUAUCCUAUCCCACCAUAUCUCAACCAAAUGGGUGCCGAUAAUUGUCGAGGGCUCUUGCUGUUUGAUAAAGGGCGCGAGCUGGGCCCCGACGGACUGCGCUGGCUGAAGAUCCACCUUGCGAAUGUCUACGGGUACGACAAAGCUAGCUUAUCUGACCGUGCCCAGUUUCCCAUGGACCACCUGGACGACAUUUACGACACUGUUAAGAAUCCUCUCAACGGAAGACGCUGGUGGCUCGCCGCGGAGGAUCCGUGGCAAUGUCUGGCCACUUGUUUCGAAUUGACCAACGCCCUCGAAAGCCCCGAUCCCACGAAGUUCGUUUCCAGACUCCCAAUUCAUCAAGAUGGUUCAUGCAAUGGACUGCAGCAUUACGCGGCCCUAGGCGGCGACCUCGCUGGAGCCAGGCAAGUCAACCUAGAACCAGGCGACAAGCCCGCCGACGUUUACAGCGGUGUGUGCGAGCUAGUCAAAGCCGAGAUCAAGGAAGACGCUGCCAAGGGUGACUCGCUGGCAAAAAUGCUUGACGGCAAAGUUACACGCAAGGUGGUCAAACAGACGGUCAUGACCAAUGUCUACGGGGUCACCUUCCUCGGUGCGAUCCGGCAGGUGCGAAAACAAGUGGAAGUCCUUAUUCCUGAAGUUGAAGCUGCUGGCCUUUCAGGCAAAGCAUCAACGUACAUUGCGAGAAAGAUCUUCAAGGGUCUUGGUGCACUGUUCACGGGAGCCCACGACAUCCAGUACUGGCUGGGUGAUUGCGCCAAUCGUAUCAGCAGCUCGAUCUCGCCAGCCCAGCAAGAAAAUAUUUACGAACAGGAAGGCUCUGGCGUCCCAAAGGCCAAAGAGCGGACAGGCAGAACCAAAGCUAAGGGCAAGGUCGUCUUGGAAUCUGCAGCCUUCCGGUCACCGGUCAUUUGGACCACGCCUCUCAAACUGCCAGUGGUGCAACCAUAUCGCAUAAACAAGGGAUUGACAAUCCAGACUAAUUUGCAGAGCAUCAUACUUGCUCAACCGAGUGUUUCAGAUUCUGUCAACAAGAGAAAGCAAUUGCAGGCAUUCCCUCCAAAUUUUAUCCAUUCCCUUGAUGCCACGCAUAUGAUCCUCUCGGCUUUGAAGGCCAGCGAACUUGGACUGAGCUUCUCUGCCGUGCACGACAGUUUCUGGACGCACGCUGCCGACAUCAACUCUCUCAGUGAACUUUUGCGAGAUGCCUUCAUUCGAAUGCACAGCGAUGACAUCAUCGGGCGGCUUGCGGCCGAGUUCAACAAGCGAUACGAUGGACAUUUCUACUUGGCGCAAAUCAACAGAAACAAUUUGCUGGGGAAGGCCAUCACCGAGUACCGUCAGCAGAUGGUCGCCGAAGGCGUCUUCCCUGUAGGCACUGGAUCGAGAAACAUUCAGCAAAGACGGCAUGCCGAAUUGUUGCGAGAAAUCCAAAAGAAGAAAUUGAUGGCCAGUUCGGACCCUCAACAGAAAGAAGAAGGGGAAAGGAUGGUGACAGCAGCGAGUCUAUAUGAACAAUACGAUGGAGACAAGUAUCUGUUCCACCGUGAUUCGCUGGGAGAGACAGCCAUUGGUGCAAUUCCCGAGACGAUGGAGUGUGCCAAAGAGGAAAUUGUGGAUGCAGCUCUCCAUGCCAGCGAGGUUUCCGAUGACAUCGACCUUGCAAGCACAUUGGAUCCCCUGAGAGAUUCAGUCGCCAACGAGAGUAAUGAAGACACGAUUGACGUCAAGACCGACAACACCAUGUCUGAUGCUACUGGAUCCGACCCAGUCGCCAAGGCGCACCAAGUUACUGUCAAUGCCUUUGGCCAGAGGCUACGAACACAAAGUAGAAAGACUGGCCAGAAAAGCAAAAAUAACCAAAUCUGGUUGUGGCUGCCCAUGAAAUUCCGGCCUGUGCCGAAAAGGGGUGACUUUGACGUCAAGAGGCUGAAGGACAGCACAUACUUCUUUUCAUGA
This is a messenger RNA of Fonsecaea multimorphosa CBS 102226, 4284 nucleotides long. RefSeq lists its product as uncharacterized. The coding region runs from base 1 to 4284 and encodes 1427 amino acids. Lineage: Eukaryota; Fungi; Ascomycota; Eurotiomycetes; Chaetothyriales; Herpotrichiellaceae. The transcript has a single exon. Gene Ontology annotation, molecular function: DNA-directed RNA polymerase activity; mitochondrial promoter sequence-specific DNA binding. The record is from RefSeq and is a predicted model, not a curated record. Gene Ontology annotation, cellular component: mitochondrial DNA-directed RNA polymerase complex. Gene Ontology annotation, biological process: mitochondrial transcription.